AUGGGGCGAAUUAUGGGCGUUUGUUCGCUCAUCCUGCUUGUUUUCCAGAUUCAAUUCCUUUGUGUCUCAGCUGUCUGGAAGUAUUCCAAUCCGGAAAGGUAUCCUAAUGUUCCACAAUCGGGCCCAAAGCCUGGUCCAUCCUACAUGGUGGACAAUACCAAAAACUACUACAAUGUAGCCCCAGACAAAGGUAUUCAGAAUGGACCCGUGUGGGCCUACUCUGGUAGUCAUGAUGAGUUCGUUUCCAAUCUGGACUCCGGCAGCAUUAUGCGUGGUGGCUUCGAGAACAAGACAUCCCCGCAAUCUACAAACUUUGAUCCUGUAGCGAUCAGGAAGCGGCAAAGUGGCUCAUACUGGCUUGAGGAACUUGGACCAUUGGGUAGUCAACCUCGUGCUGGGUCCGGCUAUGCGUUCUAUCGAAACGUCUUGGACUUUGGAGCCGACAACACUGGAGAUUCCGACACGGUUGAAGCCAUCAAUGCUGCCGUGGAGGAUGGCAAUCGCUGCGGCGAGGAGUGCGGCAACACCUUUAGUCAGGGUGCUAUCGUGUACUUCCCUGCCGGCACCUAUAAGAUUUGCUCUCCAAUUAUCCAACUGUACUAUACGCAAUUCAUUGGAGAUGCCAAUGACCCACCGACUAUUCUCGGCUGUGAUGAUUUCAAAGGCAUCGCGCUUAUCGAUACUGACCCCUAUAUUCCGGGCGGCAAUGGGGCCAACUGGUACAUUAAUCAAAAUCAGUUCUUCCGUCAAAUACGAAACUUUAUUUUCGACUUGACGGAAAUGCCCGAAUCUACCGAUGAUGACGACCAGCCCUUGGUCCCAACCGGCAUUCACUGGCAGGUGUCUCAGGCAACCUCACUCCAACAUCUAGUUUUCAACAUGCCCGAGGCCAAGGAUGACCAGAACAGCACAGCCGUUGGUAUCUUUACUGAGAAUGGAAGUGGUGGCUUCGUCUCGGACCUGACUUUCAAUGGUGGAAACAUUGGGUGGCGAGCCGGGUCUCAGCAAUACACAGCCCAGAACUUGAAGUUCAACAAUUGCCUGACUGCCAUACAAAUGGUGUGGGACUGGGGAUGGGUGUGGCAACGUGUCGAAAUUAACGGCGGCGCCAUUGGAUUCAACAUUAGCGGUGCCGGUGGCAUCACAGGACAGGGUAUUGGCUCCAUUUCCGUUGUUGACACCAGCAUCAGUAAUGUACCGGUCGGUAUACUGACAAACAACCGCGCCACAUCUCCGCAUAUCGUGCUUGACAAUGUCGAGAUCGACGGAGUGGACCGGGUUGUCCAGAUUGAUGACGGAGAUACCCUAUUGACUGCCUCGGGUACCAUUGAAAUGUGGACCACGGGAAAGGUCUAUAGGGGUGAUCAAGGCUCCGACUUCACCGGGACGGUGGAAGUGCCAGCCAAGCCUUCCGGCCUGUUGUCCGACGGCAAGUUGUUUGUCCGGACGCGCCCCCAAUACGAAUCACUCGGCGCAUCCGACUUCUCUGUAGCAACGAAUGACGGAGGCUGCGAUAAUGAUGGAACUGGGGACCAAACAGAAUGUCUUAAUUCCUUCCUCCGGGAAGCCGUAGCAUCGACCAAGAUUGCCUAUUUCCCGGCCGGAAUCUACCAGGUUGCCGGUACUGUGCUGAUACCUACGGGAUCACGAGUCGUGGGUUCCAGCUGGUCUCAAAUCCAGGGCGCCGGCUAUUAUUUCUCCGACAUGACUGAUCCGAAGGUAGUAGUCCAGGUGGGCAAGCGUGGUGAUAUUGGCACGAUGGAAAUUACGGAUAUGCUCUUCACCGUCGCAGGCAACACAGCCGGAGCCAUUGUUCUGGAAUGGAACGUGGAUGCAGUUUCUCAGGGUGCCGCGGCGAUGUGGGACUCACAUAUCCGCGUUGGCGGUGCUAAGGGCACAGACCUUGACAUUGAGCAAUGCCCAAAGCGCGAUUUCAACAAUUUGUGUAUAGCCGCCUCGCUUAUGAUGCACGUUACGAAGCAGGCUUCCGGUUACUUUGAGAAUGUAUGGGUUUGGGCAGCCGACCAUGACAAUGAUAUGAGUGUAUACGACAGUCCGGAUAAGCUGUCCAACCAGAUCAGUGUCUAUUGCGCUCGUGGUCUGCUCAUUGAGUCGCAAAACCCGUCCUGGUUCUACGGCGGCGGUUCUGAGCACUCAGUCAUGUAUAACUACCUGGUUUAUGGCGCAAAGGACGUCUACCUUGGUCACAUACAGACAGAGACGCCGUAUUAUCAGCCCGAACCCAUUGCUCCGAAACCAUUCAAUGUUGCGGCCAGCUUUCCCGGCGACCCAGACUUUACUAGCUGCAAAGGAGAUGCAGCUUGUGCCUCUGCAUGGGGUAUGGUUGUCUCUGAAUCGAAUUCCAUCACGGUUCACGGAGCCGGGCUUUAUAGUUUCUUUCAAGACUAUUACCAAGACUGCCUCGAAACCAAUGACUGUCAGCAACGCGUCCUGAGAGUGACGGGGUCGACCGACGUGGUGUUUCUGAACUUGUUCACAGUAGCAAUAUCUGAAAUGGCCGUUGGCAUCGACAAGACUGUCGUGUCGAAGGAUUCUAACCAACGCGGCUUCACGACUGAAAUCAGCGUCUGGCUCCCGCUAGACGGCGCCGACAAUAUCAAUACCGUGUUUGUCGGUACUGAAAUAUGGACUGCAUCGACAGUGACGUGCUCGGUUGAGUCCUGUUUACUGAUCUUCCCCACAAGUUCCCUGGCCAAUCCAGCUACCAUCUCUCCGAGUCCAUUUACCACGUCGUUUCAGUAUGGAGACACGAGCACAGUGACACGGAAUGGUGCUGUAACUGUGACCUUUAUCACAACUACGACAACUACAGUGCUCAACAUUGCACCUCUGACGGUUGAGGGAAUACCUUAUUCCAACUACAAUUUCUCAUCAGGCCAGUCAACUCUCGAUAUAACACCCAGUGUUGACGUUCCCCCAUUCACCAUCUCGCUACCUGAUGGCAGUGGAAGCACUACGACUCGCGUUGUCCCCCUCCCGCCUUGGCCGCUGAUCGAUGAUGGCCCAACUGGCCCGAGUACUAUACCUGUGCCCUCUGGCGACCUCCCCAGUGGGAGCGGCACUUUUUACACUGGCGUUACCUCGACUGUGACUGUUAGUGGCGCUACUGUGACCACUAUUACUUUCCCUGGUGCUUUAACCCCCACAACGGUAGCAUGUCCGCCCGACGACGUGAUUGUCUUCGCCACACCGUCCACCUCCAUCUAUGUUGAGUGCUUCACGGCCACCACCUUUGGAAUUUCAUUCAACUGCCCAACUACAAAGGUAGUCAGUUUCCUGGGUCCGACGACUGGUCUUGUAUCUGUCGAUUGUAGUGUCGUGACGGGCUUCCCUCCCACCUCAACUACGGAGCCACCGCCCUCUGAUAGCGACACGACAACUACACCUUUGCCGGUAUGGACUACGUGGCCCCCGGGGAUCAUAGCCCCCAUCAGCACAACGGUCGAGAAGCCUGAGCCAACCAACGGUGGCACCAAACAGCCCUGCAAGCUCUGGUUCUUCUUUGUAUGCAUCAAACGGGACGAUCUCGAAAUCGGCGGCUGGUUCUGGUCCUUCCCACCUGGCAUUUAUCCCCCGGGCCCACCUCCAGGAAUUCGAUGGCCCUCUGGGUUUACACUAGAAGGGCCACUGCCGCCCUGGCCGCCAAUCACCAUCGGUCCGGGUGGUGAGCUCACGUACUCGGAAGAGCCGUCCGAGUGCACGACGACGCAGACCGCGUCCAUCUGUUCAAUCGGUACCACCUUCUCGGUAACUUCAGGUGAUACAGUAACUUCAACAACGGCCACUGUGACAACAAAAACGUGCGAGACCAUCUCAGGCUGCUCUGUAAGCCAAUCAACUACCCAGGGAACCACCACCGCAAUCGAAACCUGCACCGUUGAAGCGGCCGGCGGGACGUCACGUCGAAGGAAAGUCGCAAAUGGAGAUCAUACUUUGCACAAACGUGCUUGCGAACCUGUGCCCUAUGUGAUUUAUCCUGAGAAUCCCAGAGACAAGACUAAAAUUAGUGAAAUCAGAGCGGCGCUCGGUACACAAAUUGAAGGGGACAACGGCCGUGAAGUUAAGUCUGACAGCUUCGCGGGCGGCUACACGGCCUUCUUCUGGGUAAAAGGCCUAUCCCCAGAGGUCAAAACUGCAGUCGAGUCCAUUGUCGGGAGAGACAAUGUCGUAGAUUACCAGGAGUGGAACAAGAACAACAAGCCGCCAGGAAAUCCGAGAAUGAUGAUAGUGGAGAGCAACGAUCAGAUAACCCCCAGGGGAUUAGAUACAUUGGAUCUCGAAGCAAGGGCUCGAAACCAAUCAAAUGAUAAAUACUCGCCGAUAACCAGUGAAGAUCGAUCGAAAAUCAACCCGCAACCGUGGAAAAGAGCAGCUACAUCAGCAACUGUGGUAGAAAGAUGGAAUGGUGCCUUGGUAUCUCUUCCAAAAGGCCAAAGAUGGAAAGCCGCGGAUGCUCAGCCCCCAGGAAGAGGAGGAGUUCUACAGGGACAAUAUGUAUUCUUUUACGACGAUUCGGCCAGUCCUGAAAUGACUGUCUAUGUCGUGGGGGAACCUGGAGGUGUCGACACCAGACACGAAGAGUGGUCCGACCAGGCGACUCCUCCUCGUCCCUUAAAUGCAUUUGCUUAUGGCAACCCCAUUGGAGAGCCUACUCGGCUUCAUGGAACCCAAGUGGCGGCCUUUAUAAAUGGUAAGACAUUGGGUGUCUGCAGGAAAUGCAAGGUCGCCUUCACCGGCUAUGCUCCCGCGAGUGAAAUGACGGAUGAUGCCCAGAGGACCUUUGAUCCUGAUCCUCGGGAUUGGUAUCUAGAGGACCUCCUGCUCGCAUGGGAAGAUAUGAACAGCAACGGGAGGUCGCCCGCCACGUCAGUCAUCAAUAUGUCCUGGGGCUCAGACUCCCGCUUCUGGUACCAGCCAUUCAUCAAUAGACUCUACGACAUCCUCAAGUGGAUGGAUAGAGCAGGUGUCACACUCGUUGCCGCGUCUGGAAACUUUGGCAGAGAAGGUCGCAAAGCCGUUGAUACCUACCCUCAACUAUUUGCCAACCCAACUAACGCUGUGGACCCACUGUGGAAAGAUCGGAAUGACUCGGAUGAUGUUGGAUAUCUUCCCAACUUCAUCGUCGUGGGUGCCACUAAUCCAUACGGUAUAGAAGCAGCCUUUUCGCAGUAUGCAGACUUCUUGACGACAUAUGCAGGAGGUCAGAACCUCAAGUUGCCCGACAUUUCCGGCUACACGACGUGGCAUGGCACCUCCUUUGCAGCUCCGCAGGUGGCUGCUGUUGCUGGAUACUACAAAGGAUUACCCUCUGAUUGGCAGGGACAAUUAAAUGCAGCGGAUAGCAGUGGGCCCAAGGCCGUGAAGAACAUGAUUCGGGCCUUUGAACGAGAAAUAAUACCACCACGCCUUGUCAGCGUGGGAUCUGGCGAAAAGCGAGCAUUGAUCUGGAAUGGUAUGGAUGGAGAUAUAAACUGCCUGCUGGGAGGCGAUUCAACCAGUUGCCCCGAGUUGCCAACCGACAUCAAUGAUUACACGCCCCCUGCGGACUGUGGCCAGGCUGCCGUGUUUGCAGAACUGCUACCCAGAAUAGUCAAAGGCAACGAGACCAUGUUUGCGAAACGCCAAUCUGGUGGCUCUUGCACCUUGCCUGCAGACGGCGGCGGCGGGCAAAUCACCCUCACGACGGGACCAGCGGUGGGCCCGACCUGCGCAAACCCGGACGGGUGCGGUGGCCACAUCUGCUCGGGCUUUUGGUGCGCGCCGGCCCCAACGGGCUACCCCCCAGGAUAUCAGGACCCCAAAGAUCCGAGCUCGUCCGAGUACACGGCACCGACGACCACCAUUAAACCCACCACCUCCUCCUCCUCGACGACCUCAUCUAGCACGACAUCGGCGGCUCCGGCGCCGACGACGUCGGUCUCCAUGUGCCUGGGGCUUUUCACCAACACCAACACCGGACGCCUUGUCAACAUUUGGCUUUUUUAUGCACCCGGCGACGCUGGCAAUAAUCGUCAGGCUUUAGCUGGAGGCCCUGGCGAGAAAACGCCCCUUUGCGAUAUCUCAAGGGACAACACCAGCUUUAGUUGGUGCGACCAGCAGGGCACGUUCCGCGACAGCGGCCCGCAGUUCUCUGAUGAAGACUCGUGUGGUUUUCAGAUUGAGCUUUUUGGCGAGAGAUUCACGCCCGACCGGUUGGACCCCAACGACAAUGAUAACAAUCCGUGCAAUGAGCGUGACGGCACGGGAAGCAUCAGGGGAUGGGCUUUGUGGGACGAUUUGCCUCGCUGUAAAGUGUGUCUCUCGGAUGAAUGCUAA
This is a messenger RNA of Pestalotiopsis fici W106-1, 6336 nucleotides long. RefSeq lists its product as uncharacterized. Gene Ontology annotation, molecular function: serine-type endopeptidase activity; polygalacturonase activity. Gene Ontology annotation, biological process: proteolysis. Bases 1 to 6336 code for a protein of 2111 amino acids. Lineage: Eukaryota; Fungi; Ascomycota; Sordariomycetes; Amphisphaeriales; Sporocadaceae. The transcript is spliced from 6 exons. The record is from RefSeq and is a predicted model, not a curated record.